Penicillium malachiteum is the source of this 555-nucleotide messenger RNA. RefSeq lists its product as uncharacterized. The transcript is spliced from 3 exons. Gene Ontology annotation, cellular component: membrane. Gene Ontology annotation, biological process: mitochondrial electron transport, succinate to ubiquinone; tricarboxylic acid cycle. Gene Ontology annotation, molecular function: electron transfer activity; succinate dehydrogenase activity. The record is from RefSeq and is a predicted model, not a curated record. Lineage: Eukaryota; Fungi; Ascomycota; Eurotiomycetes; Eurotiales; Aspergillaceae. The coding region runs from base 1 to 555 and encodes 184 amino acids.
AUGUUCUCUCAGAAGGUUGCUCAACAAUCGCUGCGACGGCUCGCCGUCCAGCAGCCGAACCUCAUGCAGUCCAUGGUGAUGCGCGCUUCGCCCGCCACCAUGGCGCUCGGCAAUGUUCAGAAGAGACACACUUCCUCCAACUCUGAGGACCCCACCCAGAUUCUGGCCAAGCAGCGUCUGAACCGUCCCGUCGCUCCCCAUCUCACUAUCUACAAGCCCCAGAUCGGCUGGAUCGGUUCCUCCCUGCACCGUAUCAGCGGUGUCGCCCUCUCCGGUACCCUCUACCUGUGGGCUACCGCUUACCUCGCCUCCCCUGCUCUCGGCUUGCACCUCGAGUCUGCCUCCAUGGUCGCUGCCAUGGGUGCCCUUCCCCUCGCCGCUAAGGUCUUCCUCAAGACCACCCUGGCCCUCCCUUUCACCUACCACGCCAUGAACGGUAUCCGUCACUUGACCUGGGAUCUGGGUCGCGGUCUCACCAACUCUGCCAUCAUCAAGUCCGGCUGGACCGUUGUUGGCCUGAGCGUUACCAGCGCUAUUGCUCUUGCUUUCCUGUGA